UGGAGACGGAGCUCGCUGUGUAGAUGUGGCAACUGGCCGAGACACAGCCUUUGCUGACUAUCUGCGGCAGGGGCUCACGGGACCGACGCCAAGAUGAUGCUUUCAAGAGCCAAACCCGCUGUGGGCGGGGAAUCACCGCACAGUGACAAAAGAAAGAAGAAAGGCAGGAAGAUUCCAAAACUAGAAGAUCUGCUUUCGCAAAGAGAUUUCACUGGCGCUAUUACUCUUUUGGAGUUCAAACGCCAUGUCGGGGAGCAAGAAGACGACACUAACUUGUGGAUUGGUUACUGUGCUUUUCACCUGGGUGACUACAAGAGAGCUUUGGAGGAAUAUGAAAACGCAACGAAGGAGGAAAACUGCAACCCAGAAGUGUGGGUAAACUUGGCCUGCACCUACUUUUUUCUUGGGAUGUAUAAACAAGCAGAAACUGCUGGGUUUAAAGCUCCAAAAAGCCGGCUCCAAAACCGCCUGUUGUUCCAUCUGGCUCACAAGUUUAAUGAUGAGAAGAAAUUGAUGAACUUUCAUCAGAAUCUUCAGGAUAUUAAAGAAGACCAGCUUAGUUUGGCCUCAAUCCACUAUAUGCGAUCCCAUUACCAAGAAGCUAUUGAUAUAUACAAGCGGAUACUGCUGGAUAACAGGGAGUACCUGGCCCUCAAUGUUUACGUGGCCCUCUGCUACUACAAAUUGGAUUACUAUGAUGUCUCCCAAGAAGUCCUGGCUGUUUACCUUCAGCAAAUUCCUGAUAGUACCAUCGCACUCAACCUUAAGGCUUGCAAUCACUUUCGCCUUUACAAUGGAAAAGCAGCUGAGGCAGAACUCAAAAGCUUGAUGGACAAUGCCUCUUCACCCUUUGAAUUUGCAAAAGAACUCAUCAGGCACAAUCUGGUUGUUUUCCGAGGAGGCGAGGGGGCUUUGCAGGUUUUACCUCCCCUGGUUGACGUCAUUCCUGAAGCUAGGCUAAACCUAGUGAUUUACUACCUUCGCCAAGAUGACGUACAGGAAGCUUAUAGCUUAAUCAAGGAUCUGGAGCCUACGACGCCUCAGGAGUACAUUCUCAAGGGAGUUGUUAAUGCAGCCCUUGGCCAGGAAAUGGGUUCGAGGGAUCAUAUGAAAAUUGCCCAGCAGUUUUUCCAGUUGGUGGGAGGAUCAGCUAGUGAAUGCGAUACAAUACCAGGGAGGCAGUGCAUGGCUUCCUGUUUCUUCCUGCUUAAGCAGUUUGAUGAUGUCUUGAUUUACCUCAACUCCUUUAAGAGUUACUUCUACAAUGAUGACAUCUUUAACUUUAAUUAUGCCCAAGCCAAAGCUGCGACAGGCAACACCAGUGAGGGUGAAGAGGUCUUCCUUUUGAUCCAAAGCGAAAAGUUGAAAAAUGAUUACAUUUACCUCAGUUGGUUAGCUCGCUGCUAUAUCAUGAACAAAAAACCGAGACUAGCUUGGGAACUUUAUCUCAAGAUGGAAACCUCCGGCGAGUCCUUCAGCCUCUUACAGCUCAUUGCCAAUGACUGUUACAAGAUGGGCCAGUUCUACUAUUCAGCCAAAGCUUUUGAUGUCCUAGAGAGGCUGGAUCCCAACCCUGAAUACUGGGAAGGCAAAAGGGGCGCCUGCGUGGGCAUUUUCCAGAUGAUUUUAGCUGGGAGAGAACCCAAAGAGACCCUCCGAGAAGUGCUACACUUACUGAGAAGCACAGGAAACACCCAAGUGGAGUAUAUCAUCAGGAUCAUGAAGAAGUGGGCCAAGGAAAACAGAGUGCCUAUCUGAACAGCUGAGCCCCAGGCCAGGGACCAGUUUCCUCUCACAUCACAUUGGAACUGUUUCCUGCACUUGAAUAUGUGGUCCAGGACCCUGUUUGACUGACAUUUGUUCCUUGCUGUUAGCACAUCAGGAUGAGAGGCGGUACGUGUAGACUCACAUUAGGCGGCACAGAUCUCCCUGCUCUUUACUUGUGUAAUCUAACAUGAAAGGAUUCUGGACUUCCCCGGUGCCUUUCUUCCAAAAUCACUCAGAAUACUCAUAUAAUUCCUGGCUUUGAAGAGUAGAUAAUAGUUUUGUUUUUCUUUUUCUGUUAGCAUUUCAGGAAAUUUUCUCCUAGCUGCAGUGACAAGUACUUUCAUACUAAAGAAUUACUGUCAUUUGAUCCUCUUCCAUCAUCUUGUACAUUAGCUCGUCCACGAAGAAUGCAUCUCUGAGUCCUGGGAGAAGUCUUCCCAGCUGUGUGAUUCUAAGGAUGGCCGUGAGACUCUCUACCACGCUGUGCAGUUGGCAGCAGAGAAUAGGCUUAGAGAUCACUCAGUAAGUGAACUCCGAUUAUAGCUUGUUGAGUGGUGUAGAUUUUUAAAAGGAGAGGGAAAAGAAAAAUGUAGCAAGUCGCUACUGCCUUGUAUUUAGGAAACAAAGCCAGGGCAAACUUCUUUAUAUAUCAGUUGAACGAACAGCAGUUUGAACAUAGGGCUGCAAAGGUUUUUAUAAAAUAUAUGUAUUUUUUUUUUGUUUGUUUGAUUUGGGUCGUUUAAAACAGGGUUUCUCUCUAUAGUCCUGGUUGUCCUGAAACUCACUUUGUAGACCAGGCUGGCCUCGAACUUGGAGAUCUACCUGCCUCUGCCUCCAAAGUGCUGGGACUAAAGGUGUGCACCAUUAUCACCCGGCAAAUUAUAUUGCACACACAUGCACACAUAAUAGAUUAAUACAGUUAUAAACAAGGGUCCCUGGACGAAAACUCCUAAUGGCUAACAUCUCCAUUAUAUCUCAGCCUCUUGUCUCUGAGCUGUCAUUAUGGAACCCUCGUCAUUCUACAACCAAGUAUUCUUGGGUCUACGUCCCACUUUCAGAGAACAGACACAUCUUUUCCUAUAUCAGAUCACCUUGGUUUCUAUGUUCUUCUGUAAGUCUGAGGUGCACUGUCAUGGCUAGAACACGCAGACUCAUCCUUAGGGAGCAGAGAGUGGGUAGGGAGAAUGGAGGAGUUUCUGGAAGCGGCACUGGUUCUUCCCCAUGCCCUGGCCUCCCGCUGCAGGUAGCAUGGUGCUGCACAGCAAGAAGAGGGCCCGUUCAGAGAGACCAGCCAAAGCAACGGGAGCAGCGGCUGGACACAGCCUUCCCCUCUGGCCAGCCCCAAGGUGGUCUGCAGCUCUGCUCAGAAGAGGGCCAGUGUGCCAUCUUUUACAUAGGUCCAGAUCUGAUCAAUGCAGAGCACAAAUCAGUUCUGAUCUAAAAGAACUCCAGGAAACAAAGCCGUUUUGUGACAAGAGUGUCUUGUUUUCUUGUUCUGUUGUUCCUACUUUUUCAAUAACAGCUAAUUUUCACUGUCAAGAAUAUUAGGUGGGUCAGAUACGGCUGAACUUGGUAUAGUUCUGUGAAACAUUCUUGUAAAACUUACAUUACUCAAAAGGAAGCAGAGUAGCUGGAGGGCGGAUGCAACUCCUGGGGGCUAUGGGCAUCUUGCCGUGAACUGUGUUCAGGUCUAGUUCUUCAUUCAUGCUGGUGUACUUCCCAGUGAGGUUUUUCGAGUUUAUUACUCAGUAGUCUGAAAUUUUCCAGUCUUGAGGGAAGGAUGUCUAUUCCCCCAACACCAGAACUUUAGAUUAGUUUUUAAAGUUUUUAAUCUACAGCCUUGAGACAGAAACAUGAAGGCUAGUUAAAACGAAGCACAUGUAAUUCUGUUAGAAGGGAUAAUUGCUUCUGAUUGUUUCGACAGGGAUCCAGGCUUCAUGGCUGUGUUCUCUCACAGAUGACAGCCCAGGACGGGGAAUGUGUAAUGUGCACAGUCUAUAACAUCAAUAUACUAUUUAAAAUCUGUAGUGCAUACUUAGAAAUGGAAAAAAAACCUUUUACAAUUAUUUUUGUAUUGCAAAAGA
Messenger RNA from Microtus oregoni (creeping vole), 3851 nucleotides. It is a transcript of the gene Ift56, whose product is annotated as tetratricopeptide repeat domain 26. Bases 94 to 1758 code for a protein of 554 amino acids. The transcript has 18 exons. Gene Ontology annotation, biological process: intraciliary anterograde transport; intraciliary transport involved in cilium assembly. Lineage: Eukaryota; Metazoa; Chordata; Mammalia; Rodentia; Cricetidae. Gene Ontology annotation, molecular function: intraciliary transport particle B binding; protein binding. The record is from RefSeq and is a predicted model, not a curated record. Gene Ontology annotation, cellular component: ciliary basal body; intraciliary transport particle B; ciliary base.